CACAGUUAAUAACCUGUUCGUUCAAGCUCUUAAUUAAUUUAGAAGCUAAUUGAGGUAUGCAUUUCUUUUAUAGCUUCCCUUCUUAAUAAAUUUCUUUGACCCACAAAAAACCCAGAUUCUGAUUGUGGUCUAAGUAGAAUAGAAAAAUCGUUUCCUGUAUUUGAAAUUGCUUUGCAGUUAAGUUGAAGGCCUUCUAGUUUCCAUGCCUUUGUAUCACCCCCGUCCCUUUCUCCAAACAACCAUAUGUAGAAUCAUUUUUUUAUGCUCAAGACAGAGACUAUAAAGUAUAGCAAGUGCUUCCACAUCGAGACCAGAGCUGUAACUGUUCUUCCUUUGCAUCAUAAUAACUCAAGUCUCCUUGAUAGAUAGCUGCACCACCCUUCUCCAAUGCAAGAAAUGGCAGCUAUUGUCACAUAUCUAGUCAUCUUUACUGUCAUCUCCAGCGCCCUUGCAUCUGAUCCUGACAUGCUUCAAGACCUCUGUGUGGCUAAUACUCAUGCAGGAAUUAAAGUGAACGGGUUUACAUGCAAGGCUGAGGGAAAUGUUACUGAAGCUGAUUUUUUCUUUGACGGUCUGGCCAAACCAGGAAAAGUGAACAAUUCAGUAGGAUCACUUGUAACAGGAGCCAAUGUUGAGAAAAUCCCAGGCCUAAACACACUAGGCGUGUCACUGUCACGUAUUGACUAUGCACCUGAUGGCCUUAACCCGCCUCACACUCACCCCCGAGCCACCGAAAUGAUCUUUGUUUUGGAAGGUGAAUUGGAUGUUGGAUUCAUCACCACUGCAAACAAGUUGAUCUCAAAGACUGUCAAGAAAGGCGAGGUCUUUGUGUUCCCCAGAGGUCUAGUUCAUUUCCAGAAGAACAAUGGCGACAAAGAAGCCUCUGUGAUUGCAGCAUUCAAUAGUCAGUUGCCUGGUACUCAGUCCAUUGCCAUGACAUUGUUUACUUCAACCCCAGCAGUUCCUGACAAUGUCUUGACUAAAGCUUUCCAAGUUGGCACCAAGGAGAUUGACAAGAUCAAAACCAAGCUUGCCCCCAAGAAGUCCUAAUUUUGUUUCUUUUUUUAUAAAAAAAUUAUCUAUUUCAUAUUGUGCACGAUGAAGUCUCUAUGGUAUUGAUAUUACUCUC
Populus nigra (black poplar) is the source of this 1129-nucleotide messenger RNA. RefSeq names its product germin-like protein subfamily 2 member 4. The transcript is spliced from 2 exons. Bases 388 to 1050 code for a protein of 220 amino acids. The record is from RefSeq and is a predicted model, not a curated record. Gene Ontology annotation, cellular component: cell wall; plasmodesma. Lineage: Eukaryota; Viridiplantae; Streptophyta; Magnoliopsida; Malpighiales; Salicaceae. Gene Ontology annotation, biological process: plasmodesmata-mediated intercellular transport; regulation of root development. Gene Ontology annotation, molecular function: manganese ion binding.